AUGGGGGAGUUAGCAGCAAAGAAGACGGUGUGUGUUACAGGUGGCUCUGGUUACAUAGCUUCAUGGAUUGUUAAGUUCCUUCUCCAACGAGGUUACACUGUUAGAGCCAGUGUUCGGGAUCCCGAUGAUCCAAUAAAAACUGCCCAUUUGGUUGCAUUGGAUGGAGCUGCUGAGAGACUUCAUUUGUUUAAAGCAAAUCUGCUUGAGGAAGGUUCAUUUGAUUCUGCUAUUGAGGGUUGCCAAGGAGUUUUUCAUACUGCUUCUCCUUUCUUUCAUACUGCCUCAGAUCCUCAGGGUGAACUUAUUGAACCAGCAUUGAAAGGAACAUUGAAUGUUCUAAAUUCAGUAGCAAAAGCUUCAUCUGUGAAGAGGGUUGUGUUAACAUCUUCCAUGGCUGCUGUUUCUUAUUCUACAAGGCCUCAAACUCCCCAAACAAUUGUUGAUGAUACUUGGUUUUCUGAUCCUCAGAUGUGCACCGAUCAACAGCUUUGGUAUCCACUCUCCAAGACUUUAGCUGAGGAGGCAGCAUGGAAUUUUGUAAGAGAGAAGGGAAUAGAUAUGGUUACCAUGAACCCAGCCAUGGUUAUUGGUCCAUUAUUGCAGCCAACCCUAAAUACUAGUGCUGAUGCCAUUCUCAACUUAAUUUCUGGAGCUGAAACAUUUCCAAAUGCAGCAUUUGGUUGGGUUAAUGUGAAAGAUGUUGCAAAUGCACACAUUGAAGCAUAUGAGAUUGCAUCAGCCAAAGGAAGAUAUUGUUUGGUUGAGAGAGCUGUUCACUAUUCAGAAAUGGUGAACAUUAUACAUCAACUCUACCCUUCACUUCAACUUCCCCAUAAGCCUGCUGAUGAGAAGCUAUUUGUAUUGGCAUAUCAAGUCUCAACUGAGAAAGCAAAGAGCUUAGGCAUUGAAUUCAUUCCUCUAGAGGAAAGUCUGAAGGAAACUGUUGAAAGCUUGAAAGAAAAGAAUUUUAUAAGCUUUUGA
Molecule: messenger RNA, 981 nt
Organism: Benincasa hispida (wax gourd)
Lineage: Eukaryota; Viridiplantae; Streptophyta; Magnoliopsida; Cucurbitales; Cucurbitaceae
Product: phenylacetaldehyde reductase-like
Molecular function (GO): oxidoreductase activity, acting on the CH-OH group of donors, NAD or NADP as acceptor
Source: RefSeq, a predicted model, not a curated record